CAUCCAUCCAUCCGUCCGUAUGAAACAUGUAGGUACAUAUAUACAGCUCACAGCCGGCCCCCAGAGUGGUCCGGUCCGGUCCACAUACGAACCACUCGUACGUACAUACAGACAGGCAAGCACCAAAGCAAGUGUCUGAUAUCGAUAGACUCGGCCAUCCAGUGGCCUGGCAGGCAGCUACUCUCCUGUGAUGCUGGCUGUCUUCUCGAAUGUGGCUUCUCGACUCCACAGCCAGACACACUGACGACACAACACAUACGAACCCAUGUGGCAGGUCAUUGCCUGGCACCGCCAGUCCUAUUUUUCUCACCCUCCCUCUACGAGCGACGACUUCCCGUAAGGGCAAUGCCCCACUGCUGGUCCGCCCUGUCGAUGGUGAACCUUCCGAUGGUCAUGCUGCUGCGGAACAGCUGCUCCAGCGCAUUGCGGAGUCGGCUGCCCAUCGGCAGCGGUGCCCAGUUCCUCUCCCGGAGGUGCACAUGAAAACGCGCCAGGCCGCGGACGCCGUUGAUCAGAGAGGUCACGCCGUCGUGGAUGACCUGAGCAGCUGCAUCGGGCGGCCAAGACGAUGGAACUGAAUGACACACGACCCACACAAAGACGAGGCAGCAACGUUGCGGCUGACAUGACAAACCAGUGCAUUCAUUCAUUCACACCUUCGAUCGGCAGGUUGAUUGUUUUGAUGGACGGGAAGUCCGCCGACGCCCAGCCGUCAAACGGUCUCCGCGUGAGGUUGACACCAUCCUCGCGGCUGUCGCCGCCUAGCCAGACGGUGUGCACCUUCCUCCCCCUCCCCAGCCCCUCCAGCACGCUCCUCCUGUCCCCCGCGUCGACGUCGGCAUGGAACUUCACACACACCAUCGUGCUGGGCAUCCUCGAGGCGAACAGACGCCCCGCCGGCCCACCCAGAGCACUGCCGACGAAGAGCUGUAUGACCUUGGGGAAUGGGGGUAGGUGCUGGAUGAUGGCGGGCGUGGGGGCAGGAGUGCCGUGAGGGGGGGUGAAGCUACGGUCAUUGCGGACGGCAACGUGCUGCACGCUGGUGAAGUCGAGGCUCUGCGCGACCUCGAUGGCGGACUGGCUGGGGCUGUCGACGGGGUGGGUGAGGUCAUGAUGGUCGAUGAAGUAGAUGACCUCUCGCGUGUCUCGUGCUGCGUCCUGGACGACCCUCUUGAUGAAGGGGGAUGGGCGGCUUGGGGAACGGUCGAAGUAGUCCGCGUACAGGACGGACGGCGAGACACCGCCGAAUCCCGGAUCAGUCGUCACGUUGAUGGGGACGUCAGGAGACACACAGCACUCGUCGAUGAGGCAAUCCACGGGCUCCAGCGCGGUGAUCGAGCUGUGGUCAUGUAUUGAUGGGAUCCGCACAGCAAGGCUCUCGAGCGAUUUGCGGCAGCCGCGCGAUACGAGUGCCGCCUGAGUGAACAGGAGGGCGUGAUUGGCAGGUGCAUGGAUGAGGUUGGCAGCCAUUGUGUUUGCUGUGUGUGUGCCUGGUCACUUACCCGCAGCCGAUCCACUCCUUUGUUCGAUCUACUCGACAAAUGGUCGAUGGUCCCUAUGCUCCGCAGCUGGCUGAGCGGCCCUGGCCGCCCGGCAGCUGCCUCGGGGACGUGCUCAAUCACACCCGCCCACCCGUUACCCGACAGACUCCCGCCGACAUGCUGCAGCGACUUGGACGACUUGAUGAAGCCGCCCAGCUGUCGGGCACUCCACCCCUCCUGCUGGACGGUGGCCAGUGCGGGCAUUACCCACUCCCUGUCGGCGAUCACGCCGUGUGGUCCGUCGGCUCCUGUGACGGUCUUGAGCGCGUGGAGGGUGGUGGGGGUCGGGGUGAGGCCGUCCUCCUCCUCCUCCUCCUCGUUGUCGUCGUCGUCGCCCACCUCUAGAUCGUCUAGAGUGGGAGGGGGAGGGGCAGAGGGACGACGCCCGUCAGUGCUGCUUCUGGUGCUGAUGGCGGUGGUGAAUUUGAUGAUCUCCAGCGAGCCGUCGUCCAUCUGGUCGGGACCCGCCUCCUUGCGCGCCUUGCGUCGCCCCUCAGCAUGGCCCUCAAUCACGCAACACAUCUUGUCCACACACCAAGACAGGUCGCCCAGCGGCUGCGCGAUGGUGAGUGCCGUCAGGUCCACGAGCCGUUUGCCGAGCCGGGAGGCACCCUCGGAGGUGGUGUCCUCCCAGAACUGGCGCUCUGCAGGGCUGGAACUGUCUAUGGCGAUGUGGGUCUGCUGGUAGAGGGCUGCGUGGCGGAUGGUGGGGUGGUCAGGGAGGAAGGCCGACAGCUCGCGAGGGGUCAUAAAGCUCAUCACAGACGCUAUCAUGUUGUCACCGAAACCUUCAGGAGCCUGAACCGGAAACGCGACCAAGGGACACGAUGCGGGCGGCAUGAGAGUGGGUGACGCAGCGUGAGAGUUCUGUGUGGCUGUGCUGUGUGUACCUUCUUGCUAACAUCCCACACCUAGAUCCAGACAACACACACACGUCACACACAGUGAGCAGUGGGUCCACGUGUCUUUUGUGCAAGCAGCUGCUCACCAGGUGCACUCCCGGUUGGCCAUGCGGUAGUGUAUUGGUCUCGCGCGGCACCACUUUGAACUUCUCUCCGCGGCCGCCCACCUCCCUCAUGCGGAUGGCCGUCCCUCUACUGGUCUCCUCCGUGCGAUACACGUCCGCUUUGAUCCAGACAUAGCUGUCAUUGGCACCCCUUCUCGUCUUGGACGUCAGCAGAACACGGGUGCCCUCCUUGUAACGACUACUCGUACGCCGUGGCGCCACCUGAUCAAUCAGCCAAACAAAGGAAUGCGUCAUGGAUGCAAUUGAUGCAGCGGCACGCCUUAAGCUUUGCAUCCAUGCCAUGACUCACCUCUGGCUGAGGCCGAGCGGCUGGUGAUGCUGCCACUGCAGCUGCCAUGCCGCUGCAACUCAACGGCUGACAGGAUAACACGGCUGCAAUGAAUGCAUCACUCUCAACGUUCACCCUGUCAUCUGCGGGCUUGCUUUCUAUGGGUGCGGCGAGGGAUGGCCUCUCAUCACGGGCUGCUUAUCGACAAACGUGGAAUGAUGGUCAAGGCGGAAGAGCGGCCUGGCCAGGACAAUAAUGCCCGUGGAGGGACCCCGACUAGCUAUACAAGGGGCAUUUGUCAUCCCUUCAGCUCGCCGAAAAGCUCGCAAAAGUUGGAA
Molecule: messenger RNA, 3174 nt
Organism: Vitrella brassicaformis
Lineage: Eukaryota; Vitrellaceae
Source: the annotation of a GenBank genome assembly